CACCGCCGCCAAUGUCGAGGAGUAGGCCGGCAAUGUCGCCCUCGAGGUCUGCAUCCGCCAUCGUCGCCGACAAAACGGAAGGGUACCACUUUCUCACAAUCCACGACUACUCCCGAACCAAGGGCAUCCCCACCGGCGAGGGGAUCGGUUCACAGCCCUUCACAGUCGGCGGCCACCGUUGGUGCAUCUACUAUUACCCCAACGGUGAUCGCUCGGAGGCUGCGGACUAUGUGUCCUUCUCCCUGGAACUAGAAGAAGAAGAUGGCGCGACGGCGGUGAAGGCCCAGUUCAGAUUCUGUUUCGCGGGCGAGGAGGAGGAGGCGAAGCAGGCGGCGUUGCUGGCGUUGGCAUCGGCGGACGAAUUCACCUCCAGGGGCCGCUGGGUGUGUACGAAGUUCAUCAACAGGAAGGUCCUGGAGAACUCCAAGCAUCUAAAGAACAACUCGUUCAUGGUCCGGUGCGACAUCCUUGUCAUACACAGGUACCGUUCCACGGACAACGCUGUGGCCUACGUCUCCGUGCCCCCAUGCGAUUCGUCCCAGGACUUUGGUGAGCUCCUCGAGACUGAGAAGGGCGCCGACGUGGUGUUCGAGGUUGGCGAUGAGACCGUCGCCGCACACCGUUGCGUGCUCGUGGCCCGCUCGCCGGUCUUCGCAGCUGAGCUCUUCGGACCAAUGAAGGAGGGCAAUGUUGCCGCUGCUGGCGUCGUGCGCUUGGAAGACAUGGAGAUGGAGGUGUUCAAGGCGCUGCUCCGUUACGCGUACACGAGCUCACUGUCACUGCAGGGGAUGGCGAACGACCACAUCACGUGCCGGAAAAUUCUCGUCGCGGCAGACAGGUAUGGCAUGGGGCGGCUGAAGCUAAUCUGUGAGGAGUGGAUCUGUGAGUGCAUUAACGUGGACACGGUCGUGACCAUCCUGGCGCUAGCCGAGCAGCACCAUUGUGAGGGACCAAAGCAGGCGUGCUUCGAUUUUCUUGCAGAUCCGGCGAAGCUCAGGGCGGUCAUGGUCACCAGCGGCUUCCAGCAUCUGUGGGAAAGCUGCCCUUCUCUUAUGAUGGAGCUCAUGGACAUGUGCUUGCCGCAUUAGGUGAGUGAUGGAUGAUGUCCAUGAGUGUUCCAGCAAUGGUGAAUCUGGGUUUCUAGACUAAUGCAGUAAUCAGGCAGCUGUUUUAGUUUAUCCGUGACAUUUCCUAUAGCUUGUUAAAGAUCGAGAUGAAAAAUUAGCCUCGUUUUGCCGACGUUUUGUCCGUUCAUUGCAUCUCCACAAUGUACUGUGCCAGUUAACCAUGACAUGCGUCAGAAUCAGAGGGCAUAGAAAAUGCUCAAGUUUUUUGGCAAUGGUAGCUCGUGGUCUUAUAUUGAACUUGCUUAAGCAUUCGGCGCUCCAUAGUUUCUGAAUCGUGUUUACUUAUAUGUUGUUAUUAUAUUUUUACUACUUCCUGUGGUACAUGA
Molecule: messenger RNA, 1453 nt
Organism: Triticum aestivum (bread wheat)
Lineage: Eukaryota; Viridiplantae; Streptophyta; Magnoliopsida; Poales; Poaceae
Product: BTB/POZ and MATH domain-containing protein 1-like
Exons: 1
Coding region: 12-1088 (358 amino acids)
Biological process (GO): protein ubiquitination
Molecular function (GO): protein binding
Source: RefSeq, a predicted model, not a curated record